Molecule: messenger RNA, 306 nt
Organism: Staurois parvus
Lineage: Eukaryota; Metazoa; Chordata; Amphibia; Anura; Ranidae
Source: the annotation of a GenBank genome assembly
AUGUAUGUGAAAUGGUUUGGUACAGUAAUGUUUUACUAUGUGAUUUUAGUGAAUGUCUCUUUUUGCCAUUUUCAAAUUUCCCGUCGUUCCAUCCCCGUACGUCCUGACAUCGCAGGGAACGGAACCCAGAUGACAGAUGCCGGCAUCCGCCGGAUUACAUUGCCGGGGACACUGCAGGAGGGACAUCGCGGGAGCGCAGGACAAGGUAACUGAUCGAGGGAUCCUGGAGCAGCGCCGCAAGGUAUUUCCGAGUGUAGCUCGGGGUUACCGCUUGUGCUACACUUGGGAAUACCACCAGGGAGGCUA